Messenger RNA from Aspergillus nidulans FGSC A4, 939 nucleotides. RefSeq lists its product as uncharacterized. The record is from RefSeq and is a predicted model, not a curated record. The transcript has a single exon. NCBI's taxonomy places the organism in Eukaryota, Fungi, Ascomycota, Eurotiomycetes, Eurotiales, Aspergillaceae. The coding region runs from base 1 to 939 and encodes 312 amino acids.
AUGCAUCUCUUCAAUACCUACCCUCUAAUCGCAUUGGCCCUCGCGGCGGGAACUGCCAGCGCACACGCAUCGGAGGAGCUGAAGAAUGCUGCUGAGAGCACAGCUAUAGAGUCCCACGUUGCUACCUCAGCAACCGCAGACCAGGCUACCACGACUGCUGCUCUAAAAGAGGUCACGUCUGCCGGUGGAGGUGAGCCUCAUGAGACAUCCUCCGCUGUCACCUCUGCUCCGUCAGAGGAGGUGACAACUUAUGUCUCUGAAUUCCACACUACCUGGGUGACUACGACCACCACUGUCUGUGAUCGAACCACCUGCCACGAAAAGCACCAUUCGAGUACGGUGGUUGUGCCGAGUCCUCAAUCUAGCACUACCACCACCACCGAACCCAGCGUUAUACCUACAACUCAACCCACUGUUCAACCUACUACCCAGCCAAGUCGUCAACCUACAACUCAGCCUAGUAUUCAACCUACUACUACCCAGCCAAGUCGUCAACCGACUGCUCAGCCCAGCUCUCAGCCCAGCGUCAUUGCCGAGCACCACAGCGCUUCCGCUCCUUCCAGUAGCAACGCACCUAUCCCGUCAAGCGUCCAUCUCCCUGAAUCCAGUGCUCGUGUGUCCAGCCCCGCGGCAAGUGCCCCCAUCAUCUCAGCCAGCGCCCCCUCCGCAUCAAGCACGCCUCUAAUCCGCCCCACUCUAACCCCGGCGCCGUCAAAGACUACCCCAUCACCAACCCCAAGCUCUUCUGCGCACAAGACCAAGACUUCCGCUCAGCACAAACCCACCUCGACAAGCCCACAUGGGGACAACGGAGGCGAAGAUGGUGUUCACUCUGGACCCGAACCCACAGAAACCCCUGUUAACCCAGGUUCUAAGCUGAUUAUCCCCAGCCUUGCUAGUCUGGCUGGUGUUGCGUUUGGGUUGUUCUAUUUGGCUUAA